Molecule: messenger RNA, 1201 nt
Organism: Sorex araneus (European shrew)
Lineage: Eukaryota; Metazoa; Chordata; Mammalia; Eulipotyphla; Soricidae
Gene: HAX1
Product: HCLS1 associated protein X-1
Exons: 7
Coding region: 272-1042 (256 amino acids)
Biological process (GO): regulation of actin filament polymerization; negative regulation of apoptotic process
Cellular component (GO): apical plasma membrane; clathrin-coated vesicle; actin cytoskeleton
Source: RefSeq, a predicted model, not a curated record
UCGAUUUCCGGUCGUCCCGCGCCGCCUGCCCCCAGGUGUGAAUGGGCCGCGGGAGGGGGUCAAAGGUUCGAGUCCCGGCGUGGGAAUGAGCCUCUUUGACCUUUUCCGGGGCUUUUUCGGCUUUUCUGGACCGAGGAGCUCCUGCAGCCCCGCGUGAGCGUCUGCCUGCCCCACUCUGCCACCCGUGGGUUCAUUUCGUGACAAGCAGUGAUGAAAUCUUGAUGACCCAUCUGCCUCCGCCCCCAGCCCCAGAGACCCUUUUUUUGGAGGGAUGACUCGAGAUGAAGAAGAGGAGGAGGAGGAAGAGGACGAAGGAGCCACCUGGGGCCGUGGGAGCCCUAGGUUCGAGGGCCCCCAGCAGCCCGAGGAAUUUGGCUUCGGUUUUAGCUUCAGCCCAGAAGGAGGGAUGCGUUUCCAUGAUAACUUCGGCUUUGAUGAGCUGAUCCGAGAUUUCAAUAGCAUCUUCAACGAGAUGGGCGCCUGGACCUUGCCUUCCCGUCCUCCCGAACUUCCUGGUCCUUCAUCAGAGACACCUAGUGUGGGACAACGGGAGGGACAGACCCUUCGGGACUCUAUGCUGAAGUAUCCAGAUAGUCACCAGCCCAAGAUCUUUGGGGAGGUUUUGGAGAAUGAUGCCAAGACAGAAUCCCACGGUGCAGCCUCAGACUGGGACUCUCAGAGAUCUUUUUCCAGGUUUGAUGAUGUGUGGCCUGUGGCUCCCCCUUCUAGAGCCAGAGAGGACAAUGGUGAGUCUGGAGAUCUUGAUUCCCAGGUUUCCCAGGAAGGCCUUGGCCCAGUGUUGCAGCCCCAGCCGAAGUCCUACUUCAAGAGCGUCUCUGUGACCAAGAUCACUAAGCCUGAUGGGACAGUGGAAGAGCGCCGGACUGUAAUGGACAGUACUGGCAAGUCGGAGACCACAGUGACCCGUCAGGAAAAGGGUGGCAGUCCUAGAAGUGAUCCAGAGUCUCCAACACCUCCAGCUAUGAAUGAUGCCUUUUCCAUCCUGGAUUUAUUCUUAGGACGUUGGUUUCGGUCCCGGUAGCUUGACCUUCAGAGGCCUUUGGUUCGUUUCUUCUCCCUUCCCUUACUGACUGUCAGUGGGCUUAGCCUCUCCUGCUCCUCAGGGCCGUGGCGGAAACAUUGAAUUGGGGAUGUCAGUCACACACCCAAACUGACCAAUAAAACCUUUUAUUUAUGCUAA